Messenger RNA from Williopsis jadinii, 926 nucleotides. RefSeq lists its product as uncharacterized. Gene Ontology annotation, cellular component: cytoplasmic dynein complex; centrosome. The record is from RefSeq and is a predicted model, not a curated record. Bases 1 to 810 code for a protein of 269 amino acids. Lineage: Eukaryota; Fungi; Ascomycota; Saccharomycetes; Phaffomycetales; Wickerhamomycetaceae. Gene Ontology annotation, biological process: microtubule cytoskeleton organization; microtubule-based movement. The transcript has a single exon. Gene Ontology annotation, molecular function: dynein heavy chain binding.
AUGGGUGUAUGGAAUCAGGUACUUAAGCAAUCACAAGACAGUAUACCACAAGUCAAAACGGUAGUAUUGAUUGGAGGUUCUGCCCAAACUCAGAAGAAGUACAUAUCAAAGUUAUAUCCUCAUAAUGACACUUUUGGCUCUUCACCAACUGAGAAAGUCGUGAACGAUAUAUACCUUGGUUAUACAUACAUCCAGUAUCGUGAUACAUCAAAGCGACUGCUUUCGACUCUGAACAUUUAUACUGUUCUGGAAGGAGACGUGACGUGCCAAAGUUUACUGAAACGAAUCUUGAGAAAUGUGAGCAGUACAGAUCUUGUAUUUAUACCAUUGUUUGACUACAGCGAAUCACCCGCAAAUUGGUUAAGAAAUUUGUGUACCUGGUUAUCCUUCUUUGAUGGUAUCUACCGUGACCAGGCUAAUGUGCUGAUUUUAGUCAUCAACAGAGGCUCCAACAUCGACUUGGAUCAAAUGGUACAUGAGUUCAUUCAACAAUCGUUGAGAACCGUGGCAUUGGAACACGGCUGUUCCUUACUAUACACUGUCGAUGAAUCAAAUGACCUCCUGGAAAUUAUCGCAUCGAUAUUGAAUAUGAAAUACAAAGUGCCCUUCAGGUCGCUGCUCAAGCCUUUCACAGUUGACUACCAACGAUUUUUUAUUCCAAAGGGCUGUGAUACAUCGAUAAAACUUUCUGCUUUAUGCCACGAAGGAAGUUCUGACUCACUCACCGGUCAAAAUUCUGUAAACAACUGGAUAUUAGGCGACAUGGACAACGAGUACAUCUCAAAGUAUGAGAAGAUGGUUAAACCUUAAAUAUAUUUGACCAUUGGUAGUUGAUGAAUGUCAUCUCGUACAUAGUCUAUCUUUCCACUCACAAUUAACUCGGUGAUUAUUUCCUUAAGAUAAAGAGGAAUAAACGAAAUAAAGCU